Messenger RNA from Bacidia gigantensis, 1458 nucleotides. RefSeq lists its product as uncharacterized. The transcript is spliced from 2 exons. The record is from RefSeq and is a predicted model, not a curated record. The coding region runs from base 1 to 1458 and encodes 485 amino acids. Lineage: Eukaryota; Fungi; Ascomycota; Lecanoromycetes; Lecanorales; Ramalinaceae.
AUGCUCAUGUUAGUACACUUAACGAUCUGGAACUUCCUCAAUCUAACAUCCAAGUUCCACCUCCUUCUUCCAGCCUCGAGCGGUAACAAGAACCUGUGCCGACUCCUCCUCUCCUCCAUCAUCAACGACUACCCUGUCCCCGUACUUGUCAACUGGGACGCAACCGAGACAGAGGAUGUCUUUGACCAGCACAUUGCGAAAGUUCAAACGACAUUAGACUACCUAAGGCAAUUUCCCCCAGAAAGAGAGAACGAACUGGUCUUGGUGGUUGACGCAUUCGAUGUUUGGUUUCAAUUGCCCCCGGAAGUGCUCCUUCGGCGAUACUUUGAUAUGGUGAAAAUGGGCAAUGAGCGUAACGAAGUGACUUACGGUAAAGAGACAGCUAGAGAGCAUGGCCUGAAGCAGACAGUCUUCUUCGGAAAUGACAAAGCUUGCUGGCCAACGGAAGAGGAUGAACACCCUGGACGACUUGCCUGUUUGGCGGUACCACAAUCGACACUGCCAAAAUAUGCACUGGGCCCUGUAGAUGACGAAGAGCAGCCCAACGCUGAGAAAGACAACUACCACGCACGGGCACGGUGGCUCAACUCCGGUACCGUCAUAGGACCCGUCAAAGACGUACGAGCCUUUUUCGAGGCUGUAGGUAAGCGAGUGCGCGAACAUAAUACUGUCAAGUCGGACCAAUUCUAUUUCGCAAGAAUAUGGGGUUGGCAGGAGUAUGCGCGAAUGGAGCUUAUGCCUAACAACACUCUACCCGACAAGGAUAAGAUCACGCCACCAAAUGUGACGGAUGUCAUCCAAGACCUUGGAAAAGUCGAAUUCAAUGUCGGCUUGGACUAUGAAUCCUCGCUUUUCCAGUCUGUUGGAUACUAUGAUCCAUAUCUUUCGUGGCUGAAGUACGACGGGUCCAUACAGAAUGGACGGCCAAAGGACGCGUCUAUUCCAUACAUUGAAGACUUCAAUUUGGAUGACGAUAUCAUAGCAUCGCGACCCCCACUAGCAGUUAUAAAACUCCCCAAGAAAGGCAAGACGGCUGAAUAUACGAAGGCUUUAUUUAAUUACGCACAAAACAUCCGAGUCAAACAGUGGCAUGAGCUACCGUUACUUACGAAUUUGGUCACUAAACGCACACCUACACUAGUCCAUUUCAUGAUGGAGAAGGGAUAUAGAGUCAAAUGGUGGGAUCGAAUGUGGUUUGCUCCAUUUGCAAGGGAGCUAUUCCGAGCAUCAGUCCUAUCCACGGGUCUGCCGAUUUCCAAAAAGCCAAUCAACGGGACCAUUUGGUUCAACGCAGAAGAGCCCGUGGUAUCGCAUAAUUUCGACAACAUGGAACGCAGACGCGAUGGCGCAUGGAGCGAUAAAGGUGUCUGGAAUGGCUGGAACCAGCUUUGCCAGCCUUACGAGGAUUAUGUUUUCACAGCAGAUCAGCAUGACCAGUACAGUAACAUCGGUGGUUGA